UUUGCUGACUGAAAUAAUUAUUUCGCAUCCCUUCCUCGUGGUGAGACACCAGUGUCAGGUGCGAUUCCAUGCCAAGCAGUUACAUAUUUUUCCGUUCACACUUCUCCCAGUCCUACAGAACUAUGUUUCGCGGCAGUCUGAUAUCGCCUCAGAGCCUGCGAGCAUAAUUUCUUGCUUUGUGGAAGGUCUUCGUCGGUGGAUGCCUUUUUCUUCGGGUCCUCGUCUGGGAUCGAUUACUGGUAACAUUAAAGCUGGAUUGAAGUCUAUUCCCAUUCGAACCUCGCGUCGUUUACCCGUCUGGAAAUUAAUUCCACCAGUGGUUGUCCUUGGGGUGGGACAGCGUAUAGUUAGACUGUUCUUUGGUCGCCUGGCGAGCGUUUACUUUAACCAGGGCGAGGAGCAAGAACAAAUGGAUGCUGAGGCUGAAUCGCGUUCGCGCCUUCAGCGACACAGCUCUCCAGGUCCAGCAGGCUCAACCAGCGAUUUUGCCUUGGUCAACACUCAGCGACAGGAGGUUGCCCUGCACUCCACUUACACUCGUUUUUACGCCGACCUCUCUGUCAACUUAUGGUCCUCCCUGGCCGUCGACGUCCUGCUCUACCCCCUGGAGACCAUCGUUAUUCGGCUCUGUGUGCAGGGCACUCGUACCCUCGUAGACAAUCUGGAUACUGGGGUCUCCGUCCUGCCAAUCGUCUCCGCCUUUGAUGGU
This is a messenger RNA of Dibothriocephalus latus, 709 nucleotides long. NCBI's taxonomy places the organism in Eukaryota, Metazoa, Platyhelminthes, Cestoda, Diphyllobothriidea, Diphyllobothriidae. The record is from the annotation of a GenBank genome assembly.